Molecule: messenger RNA, 5384 nt
Organism: Phyllopteryx taeniolatus (common seadragon)
Lineage: Eukaryota; Metazoa; Chordata; Actinopteri; Syngnathiformes; Syngnathidae
Gene: zdhhc13
Product: zinc finger DHHC-type palmitoyltransferase 13
Exons: 17
Coding region: 70-2013 (647 amino acids)
Biological process (GO): protein palmitoylation
Cellular component (GO): Golgi membrane
Molecular function (GO): protein binding; palmitoyltransferase activity
Source: RefSeq, a predicted model, not a curated record
GCGAAAGCGGAAGUGGCAUUUUGACUCUCGCCUUUCAGCAGGAACUUUCCUUGAUUUCUUCGCAACAAAAUGGAUUGGAGCAAAGGUGGCGAUAUUCAUAGUCAAACGCAUGACAACUGUCACCAUGGACAUUCAGGUCAUUCACACAGUCAUGAGCCAAGAGCGGUGGUGUUUAGCAGGACGGGGCUCCCGUUCGUACCCUCUUUUCACGGACAGUUUGGCAACAAUGCAGAUGAGGCGUUGGACAUCAGUCAACAGCCAAAGAAACGGUCACACCUGGAUGACAGCAGCAGCUGGGACAUAGUGAAGGCAUCACAGUUUGGCAUCUUGGAUCGCUGUAAGGAGCUGGUGGAAGCUGGAUACGAUGUCAGACAGCUAGACAAGGAAAACGUGUCUCUGUUGCACUGGGCGGCCAUCAACAAUCGCUUGGAGCUGGUCAAGUAUUACAUUUCUAAAGGGGCAAUAGUUGACCAGCUUGGAGGAGACCUGAACUCUACACCUCUUCAUUGGGCCAUAAGACAGGGCCACCUUCCCAUGGUCAUUCAACUCAUAAGAUAUGGCGCAGAUCCCUCCAUUGCAGAUGGAGAAGGUUAUCGCGCUCUUCACCUUGCCAUCCUCUUCCAGCACAUGGCUAUAGCAGCUUAUCUUAUGGCCAAGGGACAGGAAGUUGAUGGACCUGACUGCAAUGGACAGACACCUCUGAUGUUAGCAGCCCAGAAGAUUAUUGGGCCUGAGCCCACUAAUUUCUUAAUCAAAAACAACGCUUCCGUGAGUGCCGUGGACAAAGUGAACAGGAACACUCCCCUUCACUGUGCCGUGCUGGCGGGCAAUGUCGACGCUACAUAUGUCCUGCUGGAGGCUGGAGCCAGCUUGGAUCUAGAAAACAUGAAUGGCCACACACCUCUCGAGCUAGCCCACCAGGUGCACAGCCCCCUACUUAUCUACAUGCUCAAUCAAGUCAAGCAGGAGAGGAUUCGCGCCAACUCGCGCUGUUUACGAAUUGUCACCAAAUACAAAGUGUUUCUGCAGUUUUUACUCUCCACUGCCAUGUUUGGCUGUUUGGCUGGCAUAUUGGAUAUGAAAUCAGACUCCUGGUUGCUCAAAGGGAUCCUGCUAGUAUGCGUGGUUGGUGCAGUCAGUUUGGCUACAAGGAAUUUCCCUAGUGCAGUGUUUAAGUCACUCCUACCAGCUACAACUCUUAUGGCCUCUAUCUUCUGGAUGGUUGUCACUUGGUGCUUCUGGUUCCUGCCAGAUGGUCACAGCACCACAGUCCAGGUUCUUUUCACACUCAAUGCCACAGCUCUGCUCUACUACUACCUCCGUGCCUGCAGGACUGACCCUGGCUUUGUCAAGGCAACUGAAGAAGAGAAAAACAUGAAUGUGUUGUUGUUGGCUGAGGCUGGCUGCCUGGACCCCAGUAUAUUCUGCACUUCCUGCAUGAUAAAGAAACCGGUUAGAGCCAGCCACUGCCAGAGAUGUGAUGCCUGUGUAGCGAAGCAGGACCAUCAUUCUGUUUGGACCAACACCUGCAUUGGUGCCAGGAACCAUCUUUACUUCGUCCUCUUCCUGCUCUCCCUCUUGCUAAUGGGUGUCUGGAUGUUCUACGGUUGUGUUAUGUACUGGUCAACACAUUGCAUGCUGCACUAUGAGCAGCAGGGUCUGGUGGGAGUAGCCUUUGCCGUGGUGGACUGCUCUCCAUGGUUGCUGUGCGUCUUCUUGGUGGCCUUGUACCACACCUGCUGGUCCAGCUUCAUCCUGCUCCUGCAGCUCUACCAGAUCGCCUUUCUUGGACUGACCACAGCCGAGAGGAUGAGCCUGAUGAUGCACGCAAGAAAACACAGACAAUCCUUGUCCUUGUCCCACAAUCCAUACAAUUUGGGCGUCGUUAGGAACCUGGUGUCCUUCUUCCAGCUGCGAUGCUGCGGCCUCUUCAAACCGGCCAUCAUCGACUGGACGCAGCAGUUCCCGCCAGGCUGUGACCAGCGCUUGUUCAGACACACGGACAUGGUGUGAUGCUCAGGGGAGACCUUACCAGUGGCUUUGGACCAAAAUGCACAGUGCAUUUAUUUUUCUAAAUGCUCUAAAGGCUCAUUGUCAAGUGAAACCACUCCAGUAGAUUGGGGGGGGUGAUUUUUAAUUUUAAAAAGAAACGUGCUGAUAGUUUUACUUUUUGUACAGCCUGCUGCUGCCUUUUGACCUGUGGAAGUCAAACAAAUCACUUGCAAAUGUAUUGCAGACAUGUAAAAUUGUUAUUGACAUUUUGGGCUCUAUAGUCGUAGACUGCGCAACAUGUGCCAUAGCGCAAAUGGUGCGCAUCCUGAUAUUCGUGCCGGCGCAAGGCUCGCUCCACGUGUUUCCCAAUUUGACAGACUGGUCUGCGCCCAGCUGGGCAAUUAUUAUUAUCAUCAUUUUAUUUGUUUUAAAUCCCACCUACUGCCUGGUACACCGCGAAGGGGUUUGGGGACGUGGCGGGUGGAAACGAUCGUUUGAGGGGAUAUAAAUGGGGACUGGGGACACAUUUAAGUCGCCAGUGAUUUAUUAAUUUUUUUCCCACCACCUCCUUCUGUAUUAAGGGAAUACCGCCAACAUUCAAUGCUGCAGUCUCACAUGGGUCGCUGAGUCCUCGUUCACAUAUAUGAUGUCACCAUAUGCGAGAAUACACCGUGUGCAGAAUUAUUAGGCAAGUAUUUUCACCAUAUCAUGACUUUUAGGCAUAUUUCGUAGUUCCCAGCUGGGAAAAACUUGAAUACUUAAUGGAUUUAAGCACAGCAGGUCCUGUGCUUAAUGGAUUUAAGCACAGCAGGUGCUGUGUAAUGAGUGUGGGUGUGGCCUCAGGAGAUCACCCUAUAUAAAGGUUUGCAUAAUUAUAGGCAGCUUUUCUUUAGUCAAAAGGGGCCCAAAAAAUGAUUUAACUGACUGAAAAGUAAAAAAGGAUCAAGUGUCACGGGGGGAUGGAGCAUGUGUGAUCACAGAACCACCACCUUUUUCAGCGAAGAGUCAACAGGGUUGCAAGAAAUGUGAUGAGAGAAAAGAACACAUUAACGGCCAAGGAUUUGAGAGGAAUCAAGCAUAUAGCUACCAGGAAGCCGUUAUCUUCAUUUUCUGGCAUAUUUCAGAACUGCAACUUACCUGGAAUACAUCAAAGUACAUGAUGAUCAGUUUUUAGAAACAUGGUGAAGGCAAGAAAAUCUGAAAAAGGACGACCACCGAACAAGACACAAGCUGAAGCCUCUCGACUAGGCCAAGAAAUAUCUGAAGACAGAUUUCUCAAAGGUUUUAUAUACUGAUGAAAUGAGAGUGACUCUUGAUGGAUCAGACGGAUGGGCCUGUGGCCGGAUCACUGACGGGCACAGAGCUCCGCUUUGACUGGAAGUGGAGGUAGGAUACUGGUAUGGUAUGAUAUUAUUAAAGAUGAGCUGGUUGGACCUUUCCAGGCUCAAGAUGUGCUCAGGAUGAACUCCCAAACAUAUACUGUCAGUUUUUAGAAGACACUUUUGUCAGAUAGUGUUAGAGAAAGAAGUCUGCAUCUUUCAAAAAGGCAUCCAAGUGCUGCUCUGCGUGGCUGGACACCAAAGGCACCCCUUCCUCACCUGACCUGAACCCAAUUGAGAACUUGGGCAGUCCUUAAACAGGAGAUAUACAGUAUACAGUGAAGGAAAACAGUACCCCUCUCGGAACAGUAUCUGGAAGGCUGUGGUUUCUGCUGCACAAAAACCAAGAAACUAACACAAUCCAUGGAUGCAAGACUUAUCACCAUUGAAAAUAAACAUGGCUACAUUGAUAGAUAGAUAAUAUAGCAGUUUCUAUCCAUUUCUAUUGGAAAGUUUUGAGUUGUUUAUAAUUCUCACGCAUGAAAAUAAAGUGAAAUGUGUUAAACGAGAAUAAAAAUGUGAGAUGGGAAAAUGUUUUUCAUUUAGUUGCUUAAUAAUUCUGCACACCAAUAGUUGCCUAAUUUCUUACAGAUUGAAAUUCUCCUAAGAAAGCCUCAACUUCAAUUUUACUUUCUUAAACAUUAUUGCUUGAGAUUUAUUAACCUUUUAGAAUAACCUAAAGCACUGUGGUUGGUGAUUAAUAAAAAUAAUCCUCAAAAAUGACUUUCUUAAUAAUUAUGCACACUGUAUUUGCGCUGCUUUUAAAGAAAUUGAACAACCGGCUUUGACUGGAGAGGAUUGAAGUAUGCCCACAGCAGCGCAGACGUUCCAUUUUAAAUGCGCUAGGGGUACGCCGGUCCACGAAAGUAGCAAAAUCUAGCGCGCCUCUUUGCAGAAUGAGCAGACAGAUACACUAAGUCUGCGCGUGAGUUUGAUCAGACGCGUUUCAUUCAUAAAUAUGUGAACGGUGGACAUCAAACCCUCUGAAUCGUUGCAGAAAGCAGUUAAUUGAAGACAUAAUUAUUAGCCCAUUUUAUUUAUUUAAGUCACCCAACUGGCAAGCACACAUGCACAAACAAACAACCGUGGAUAUGGAUUCAUUCCAAAGACACACUGUAUUUAUAUUGCACGUGGUUAGUAUAUCUGUUGGAUUUAUCUUACCCAACAUUAUAAUAGACACAAAAGGAAUGAAGACGCUGGUUUCUUUUUCUCAUGAGGAGGGUGUAUGGGAGAUUGUUCAGAUCACAGCCUCUCAACACGCUCUAAACAAUCCCCCCCCCCCUCGCUCCUGUAUUUAUUUGAAAUAGGAGGGAUUUACAAAUCAUAAUGUUCUAAGCAAUAAGACACAACACAAAAUAUUUGAUAAUAAGAGGGUUUUUCCCAGACAUAGUAUUCUAAGUAAUAAGACACAACACAUAAUAUUGAACCAACACCUGUCACGACCCGACCACAUCCGAUCACGUCCUUGGUCCAGGCGCCCUUCCAUCGGAUGAUGCUGAGUCUUCUUUUUGAAGGCGAGACAUCUAAAAUUGUCCAUUAUACUAAUGCAAGCUAAGCAAAUAAAUGAUAACUUCUACAAUUUAUCUAACAAUAUCACCAGCUCAUCCUGUAUUUGAUAACAUUGUCUUUUGCCUCAGGUAACAAUGGCACGGAUCGCUCUCUCCAUGCAUGCGUGACCUUCAUUGCGCCUCAUUUAAAGGAAAUAAAUGAAUAGGCCGCUUGCUUUGAAUAAAUAAAGUCAGACAGCCCCCGUUUCGAAAUACGCCGACUGCGUGAUUAGGACAACUCAGUCUAACCUAUCCCCUCGCAGAGAUGUGCAGCGCACCGCGCGGGUUAUGCGCCAGUCAGGACAAUAGAGCCCUUGAGUUUAUUCACACGUCAAGCUUAUUUUUUAACCGUGCUCCCUGAAAGUAAAGAUAUUUCUACGUGCUAAGUCUUGUUUUGUAAGAAUGGCAUGCGUUUCAUAAUGAAAAGCCACUAUGAUACUUAAAUAAAGCAAUUUGUGUAUUCUUA